Messenger RNA from Fukomys damarensis (Damara mole-rat), 2955 nucleotides. It is a transcript of the gene Czib, whose product is annotated as CXXC motif containing zinc binding protein. Bases 627 to 1115 code for a protein of 162 amino acids. Lineage: Eukaryota; Metazoa; Chordata; Mammalia; Rodentia; Bathyergidae. The transcript has 6 exons. The record is from RefSeq and is a predicted model, not a curated record. Gene Ontology annotation, molecular function: zinc ion binding.
GGAUCUUGUGACUAUUUAAUAAGGUAAAUAAUUUCACCUCCUAUUUUGUUGAUCGGGUUGUAUUGUGAAAUAGCUUAAUAUUGUGCAUGAUCUACCCUUUCUUCCCCACUCCACAUUGAUAAGCCUGGUACCCUAGUAGCAAGGUCUGCAGAGGUCCUCUUCCUAUCUGAACAGUUUAAGGUCUUUCCCUGUCACUGAUCCCAGAGAUUCUGCUCUGUUCUAAUACAAAUCCCAGAACCCUUCUAAACCAGUCAAAAGCCCUGUCCUCUGGGAAGCCACCCUUGACUUUUAUUUCCAAACACUUUUGAAGCUGGAGCUCCAGGGUUUAUGUGGGGAAUCAGUGUUCUUUGAUUACAAGAGGCAGAGUCUAGUGAUGGAGACAGAAAUAUGGAGUAACAGCAGUGUAAUAAACACUUAAAUCAGGGACUGAGAGGGGACACAAAGGAAUCCCUAAGCAGGCUGAGUGGCUGGGGGCCUGUUGAAGCCAUUUCUGGACCACGUAAGUCUUGAAUCUUCAGCUCGGUGGGUCCUUCAUAGAGGAAGGCAAGUACCUCAACAUGAGAAGCACCUGGGUAUGUUCUUGACCUAGAGAUAAGUCUGGUUAUAUCCUUGGGCUGGUUGUAAAAAUGGAGAGUGUCAGUAAGAAGGUGGGUUAUGAGCCUGCUUGUCUCACAUCGUCCGCAGCUGCUUUACUAGUAUUCUUAUUCCUCCCACCCCCCAAGAUGAAAUGUGGCAACUGUGGUGAAAUUUCAGAGAAGUGGCAGUACAUCCGACUGAUGGACAGUGUGGCAUUGAAGGGAGGCCGUGGCAGUGCCUCUAUGGUCCAGAAAUGCAAGCUGUGUGCACGGGAGAAUUCCAUCGAGAUUUUGAGCAGCACCAUCAAGCCUUAUAAUGCUGAAGACAAUGAGAAGUUCAAGACAAUCGUAGAGUUUGAGUGCCGGGGCCUCGAACCAGUUGAUUUCCAGCCCCAGGCGGGGUUUGCUGCUGAGGGUGCGGAGUCAGGGACAGUCUUCAAUGACAUUAAUCUGCAGGAGAAGGACUGGACUGACUAUGAUGAGAAGACUCAGGAGUCUGUGGGAAUCUUCGAGGUCACACACCAGUUCGUGAAGUGCUGAACCCCCUUGCUGCACACUUCUCCUUAAGAACUGAGAAGAGACAAAGUGCCCCAACAAUAGCACCUGCAGAGGCUGGUGCCUGUGUCCCUCAUCUCUUGGCAGCUGUACCAUGCCCUUCUGAUCUGCAUGCUGGGCUUUGUCUUAGCUCCUAGGCCUCAUCAAUAAAGCCCUGGUUCUUGCUGCCCUGAUGUGUGAAGGAAGAGUCAGGAGGCAGCCCCUCCUUCCACAAAAAAGAAUUCACACCGGAGGGCUCAGCUUUCUGGCCCCUUCUUUUGGUCCUAAGUCCCUGAUCCACUUUCCAAAACAUGCAGGAGCACAGGUUUCUAAAGGCUCUCCAGCUCAGGAAGAGUAGGACCCAGAGGACUGAAGGUGUCAGAGCCAGUGGCACCAUGGAAUGAUGCCAUAAGCCAAGCAGUCCUGAGCCAAACACUGCACUGACCAACCUGCCUCUCAGGUAAACCCAAGCUUCUGUUGGCUGGUGACACUUCACAUAGCAGGACUAAAAGACUUUAGAGGGCAGCAGCUCACUCCUGGCCUAUUUUUGCUGUACAUAAUUCCUGGCUAAUGGUCAUUAGGUCUGCUCACUUGCUGUGAUGGGGCAUUCCCAGCCCAUCUGGAGCAUUGGUAUGAAAGUUUGUCCUUGUGUUGAGUCAGCCUCUGUGCUCCCUGAGGUUCUCCUGUGGAUCCUAGUUUGCCCCUGUGGCCACACUAUUGUGUUGUUCUGCCUCUGGGCAAUACUUUGGAGUUGUGAAGAGGUAGUCAAGAGCUGCUCGUGGGCCCAAGAUCCCCAGCCAGACAAGGGCUUGGCCAUGAGAGGAUGCACAUGCCUUCACUCUGGUGAACCCACCAUUUAUAAAACCUGUUAACCACAGUCCUUAAUUCUCCACUGUUCUGGCGGAACUUGGAAUUCUUUGGAAGAAAAAGUAUCUGUGGCUACCACUUUCUGUGAGUGGGAAAGGGUCUGCCAACUCCCGGGCUGGCUACAGGGCUCUAGGAAGAAAUCUUUUGGUUUCAGGCAAAGCUGGCUGUGCAAGGGUGUGCAGGGCUGUCCCCUUUUCAGUCUGACAGCCACACUGUGGCUCUAAAUCACUACAUUCCCUAUUGCCUGGGCUCUUCUGCAUCUGACAGCAGGCCUUCUGCAGUCUUCCUUCAGCCCACCCCUUGCCCACUGCCUGGUCCACUGCCUCGACAGGAAGUCAGUCACACAGGGAACUUAGGGUAGGGGGAAGCAUCUGUUCUUGCAUUUAGUCUCUUAGCCAGUGUGUAAGUUGCAGAAGUCAAGGUUACUUCAUAUUUUAAAUUACUUUGGAUAUGUCAGGAGGUAGGAGAACUCAAGUGGAUCAUUAACAGGUUAAAACUGGAAAAGAUAUUCAGUGGAACUCAAUAUCCAUUUAACAAAUCAAACUCUUAGCAACCAGGAGUAAAAGGGAACUCCAAGAAGUAUAUCUACAGAAAACCUAGAGCAAGUGUUUAAUCAGUGAUGGAAGUGUUUGAAGUAGGACACACCCAAGGUCAGGAGAGAGGAGGAGCCCUCAGCCACAGCUGCUGUUCUUUGUGUUGGAUGCCACUGGUGUGGGAUGAUAAGGUGAAAAGUUAGAAAAGGGAGAAAGAACUCAGUUCUUCACAGAUAAUGGUUUUCUGCUAUUCCAAAAGAACAGAUGCUAGGUCUAAGAUUAACUUACAGAAAUUGAGUGCAUUUCAGUAUACUAUUUAUAAUUCAAGAAAAGAUAAUCACAACAGCAACCAAAAAAUACCCCCUCAAAAGUAACUGAUAAGAACUGGACAUGGUGGCACACGCCUAUAAUCCCAGCACUCAGGAGGCUGAGACAGGAGGAUCGCU